Messenger RNA from Anolis carolinensis (green anole), 5252 nucleotides. Its product is annotated as ligand-dependent nuclear receptor corepressor-like protein. NCBI's taxonomy places the organism in Eukaryota, Metazoa, Chordata, Lepidosauria, Squamata, Anolidae. Bases 711 to 1052 code for a protein of 113 amino acids. The transcript is spliced from 8 exons. The record is from RefSeq and is a predicted model, not a curated record.
AUGUGAACACAGAGCUCAGCAUAUAUUUGAUGCAGCAUGUUUGAGUAACAUCUCUCUUUUUUGGCUUUAUGAAUUAAAUCUUUUGGACCAAUUCACAGUUAUUGUAAUAUUGUUUAAAUUGAAAGGAGUUCAAUCUCCUGAUGAUGUGGGACUAUACUUUGUACUAUUUAUUAACCUUAAAGAUACAGUAGAGUCUCACUUAUCCAACACUCGCUUAUCUAACUGGAAUGGCCAGAAACGAGAAAACAUAUAUAGGUGAAAGAUGGCCUUGGACAACAGAGACAACUGUAGAUUGGGUAGUUUCAUUCACUUUUGCAUGAUAUAACUAAAUAUGUGUUUGUAACUGGUGGGACCAGCGUCUGUUCUCAGACAGACAGGGGAUGUGGCAACCCUUGAAUGUUUUUUUACAAAUGAGUGGAUUUCCGAGAGGUCUUCUGGUCAUGAUUUUGGAGGCCAUGUAUAAUGCGUUGGACACUUUUUUCUUCUAAUUGUUUUUUAAUUUGUUAACACUGUUUUCUAAUUUGGUAGGGCAACUACCCAAUGUAUAUGGGUUCAGAAAGGGGCCAUCACUUCCCUGGAGUCUGGGGCCCCUUGGUUUACACCAUUGUCAUGAGAAUGCAGUUCCGAAGCAGACCGGUUCCGUCUGUGACAGGAAGACAAAACGGAACGUUGCCAUCUCUAUUGUCUUCUGGUCUUGUACAGAGACAAACAUGUCUGCCCGGAGACUGCUAAAAAACAUCCAGAAAUUAUGUUUAAAUUGUUGCAAAUGCUGUCGGGGGAGGAGGAGUAUUAAAAUAUACCCUGUAAGUCCUCCAAAGGAAGAUCUGGAGGCCUCCUCCUCCGAUGAGAUCACAGAAAUGGAGACCUGGCACCAAUGGAUGGCAUCUGUUUCGCAGCCCGGCCAGGAUGCGAGGAGGAAGGGCCCCAGUCUAUCCGAGGAGUCCUGGAGCACCCUGGCCAGUGGAAGUGAUGAGGACGCACGGUGGAGUCAGCAGUCCCAGGAAUCGAGUGAAAAAGAACCAAGUCUAAUUAUUGAAGAUCUAGAAGAUUAAGAUCCAUCCUCUUCCUGGGACUGCUGUCUCCAUCGUGCGUCCACCUCCUUCCCUGGUCAGGGUGCCCAGUGAUCCAUCUGGAAUGAGGCCCUUCCUCCUCCCAUCCCGGCCUGGCUGCGGAGCAGAUGCCAUCCAGAAAGGCGGAGACGCCACAGACACAGAGAGGACUAUGUGGAAAGAAGUGCUGAGUUUGCCGAUGGUUUGCUCUCAACAGCAAUGAAAGACAUUCAGUCCGGAACACUGGACGUUAAUGAAGAAGGCAUACUUUAUGGCAUACCUCAAAAAACUUUACUUCUCAACUUAGAAGCCUUACCAGCAGCAAAGCCUGCAUCCUUUAAAAACAAAACUCGGGAUUUCGAUGAAAGUGAUUCUUACAAAGACAGUAAAGAAACAUGUGCAGUGCUGCAAAAAGUAGACUUGGGAGCAAAAGCUUGAGUGGAGCGCACAGAAAAAAGGAAACUCACUCUGUUUGAAACCUCAGAAUUAAGAUUCCCAACAGCUUCCAGUUACCUCCACCAGUUAACUCUACAAAGAAUGGUCACUCAGAUUAAAGAAAAAAAUGAAACUGUACAAUGUGGAAGAACAGGUCUAACUGUACAGCUAAAAAUUCCUCAGCUGAGAAUGAGUGUUUGUUUCCCAAACAACAGCCUGAUAGUGGCAGAUUUUCAAUGUUAUGUACCAUGUUUCUAAAACCUCAACAGUCUUAGAAGGAUCAGCUCUUCAAAAACUGAAAAGUAUACUCCCGAAACAGAACAAAAUUGAAUGUUCUGCAUCUGUAACUCAGUCAAGUGUCAACUCCUACUUUCUGCAUGGGGACCUCUCUCCUUUGUGUCUCAAUACUAAGAACAGAACUAUAGAUGGCACCUCUGAAUCCACGGAAGGCGGUUUGGAUCGCAAGGAUAAUAAAUAGCCAAGAAAAAACGUGGCAGCUUAACAUCUGAUAUAGAGAAAACAUUUCAGUUUUCAAAGCAUGUGCUAGAUACACAACUGAGGUCUUUUCAUUUUAUUGUUGGUUUAGCAAGAAAGUUGGUGUUUACAACAUAUGUACUUGUGAAAACUGACAAAUUUAGUGUAGCUAUAGAAUGAUUAGUACAUAAGAUGGAAUACUAAAGGCAUAAAAAUGUCACCGUUUUCCUUUAGUGCGGAAAAUAAGCUAACUUGUAAGGGUUUAAGAUGAAGGUUGGAAUGCAGAUUAGAGGAUGUUCAGAAUGUGCACAGAAUGAGCUUGAGAAUGGUUAUUUUGGUUUAAGUGUGCGGAUUAGUUUAUUUAAAGUUUAUUUAUUUAUUUAAAUACAUUUAUUUAAGGAUUGUGUUUCAUUCCUGUUGAAAAACCUCAAUAUAACAGUAAUGUAAUUGCUGCUGUGACAUUUCAAAACUUUCAAUUUAUCAAAAUGAAUAUGAGGUUUUCAUUUUGGUGGGCCAAAGCAUCAUCACUUUGCUAAUAACCAAAUUUGACCGUUCAGUGUCUUGAUAGAUUGACAGAUACAAACAGGGAAACUGUUUUGAACUUUUAGUACUAGAAUUUUCAGUACUAGAUAGAGAAAAAGAAAAAAGAAUUAAAAAAAUAAAAUAAAAAGUUUAAAAAAUAAUGAAAUAAAAAAUAAAAAAAUAAUAAAAAAAUAAAAAUAUUUUAUUUCAGUGGCCCUUUUUAUUGAAAACUAGUUUCUUUUUUUAAAAAAAAUGGAAAGUUUUUUUUUUGUAUAUUUACUAUUUGGAAACGGGACAGUUCAUUUUAGAUAUAUAACUUUUCAAAGAAUCUCAGAGGACCAGUUAUCUUUAGAUGACAGUCUUUAAAUAACUUUAAUGUUCACAUGAUCUUAUCUUCUAGAGAUACUCAAAGGGUUAUGUUGCUCUAUUCCAUUCUAUCAUCGGUAUGCAGACAGUGCACCUGGGCAAUCUGGGGCCGUAGGAAAUCUGUAUGAAAUCCAAAUCCUAUCCUCUGCUUAGCCAAGUUGUGCAAACUCCAUAGUUCAUAUACCUCUGGAAGGGAAGCAGGCCUAGAUCCCAAAAAAUUGCUUAUUCGAUAAGUUCAUUUGUAUGCUUUUUCAGCCAUGGGAUGAAGAAAUGCAAGGGAGUUUUCAACCCCAGUGAGGAUACGUUUGUAUGUGGACACUAAGGGAAAGAUCAUACCCAUUACAUUUGGUUUAAUACUGAACUUGGGUAUACAAUCAUAUUAAACACACAGUGGAAUUAAGACAUCAAUGGUCCUUUUUAUUUUUUAAAUAGAUUUUUAUUAAGGUUUUAGUUAAAAUAAGAAAAAAGAAUUUAAAAAGUAAAAAAAUAAAAAGUAAAAAAAUUAAUAAAAAUAAAAAUUAAUAAAAAUUAAAAAUUAAAAGAAUUUAAAAAAUUAAUAAAAAAUUUUAAAAAAUAUUUCAGUGGCCCUUUUUAUUGAAAACUAGUUUCUUUUUCUUUUUUUAAAAAUGGGAAAGUUACAUUAUUAAAAACUUUAUCUGUUUUACCCUAUAUAGUUGUUACCCAACCCAAUUAGCAUACAUUUGCUAAAGGAUUGCAUAAUUUAGUAUCUGUGACGUAUAAUUUGCAUAUAGUGUUUUUAAAGUACUACGUUUAACUAAUUUGGUAGCAUUUCAUAAUGAACUCGAUAAACACCCAGUCCUUACUGAUUGUUACAAAUAGAAGGCACUUACAAAAUAAAGGUUAACACAACAGCGGUCAACAUAUCUACUGUUUGCCUUGUUACAUAUGGAUUCAAUUUUUUUGGCUUAUUCACAUAUUGGGAAGCAAAUCAUUAUAAACCAAGAUUUUCAUUAGAUAGUUGAGACUAUCAUUAGAUAGUUGAGACUGUCAAAUAUUCAAUGUCAAGAUCAUCUUUAAAAAUUUUUUAAAAAAACACAAAGCCAUAUUUUUGUCAGGAUUCAAAAGAUUAAUUUGUUGCAUCUUUCCCCAAUAGCCAAGACGAUUACAAAUUUCAAGACUUUUUCAGUAACACUUUACUCCUGUUUUUAAUUUAUGGCUUAAAAGCAUGGACAGGGAUCCAAAGGGACGCUUCUGAUAUUGUGCAAACGUACCGUCUUUUGCCUUCCUCUUCUUACCUUGUGUCCUCAGUUACGUUGAGCGAGGGAUGGAAGUGUGUGGCUUUGCCACUCACACUGGCGGGAGGCUGGAAUCCCAGCUUUUAAAAUGUUUGUCAGACAACAUUGUAUUUUAGCCAGAAAUGUAUCUCAAAGACAAGUUACAGGACACAUUUGAUAUCAUUGAAAAGAUGAAAAAAUAACAAAUUCAUAAAAUUAGGGAUCAUUUUGCUAUUGACUUUAGCAGUGGCAGUUUUGUAUGUAAUGUUAUAAUUUUCAGCAUUUUAGUAUUUGUAUUUAUUUUUUGCCAGAAAAAGUAUAUCAAACUUUUUUGAUAGUUUGUAGAUAAUGCACAACCUAUACGUUUUUUAAAAAUGUAAUUAUUUUUAACAAAUAGGUGGAAUCUUUGAUUAUACAACUGAGGAAAGGCAGGGAAACACAUAGACUCCCCUUAUUUGACCCUAAUGUAUUUGUUUUAAAAGUUGUUUACAUUAUAAUUUUGAAGUACUUUUAAAAUUCAGUUACCAGUUGCUACUUAGAAAUGGAUAAGUUUCUGAAAAUUCAUAUUUCAGCAGACUUUUAAAUGAAGGAGAAAGCAAACCCUACAUGCUUUCUACUUAUUUGAAUGUUUCUCAAUUAUUUUAUGUUAAAAACAGUGCUUCUGUUUUUAGAUCUACUGCUCAGUAAAGUUGUUUAAACCAUUUCUGGUAGCUAAUGACUAUUUUAUAUUAAAUUAAAGUGUAUAUUAACUUUAGUGAGACUGAUGUUUUGUUACAAUACAAAUAACUGUAUUUUGUGUUUUUUUAUUGCAUUAUUUCCAUUGUUGCAGUAAUUUAGUAAAACUCUGUGGCUGCCUUGAUUUUUCACAAAUUUUUGUUAAUAACAGAUUUCUAGGUAAUCAGUUCUAUUUAUGCAUAAAUCAAUUGCACUAUAAUCCAUGAAUUAUUUAUUACAAUAUUUUCUAAUUAAUUCCAUGUAUUUUGUCUUGUGUUGUAAAUGUACUGGAAUUCUGUUUCCUCUGUGUUGUUAUAUUUCUAAAUCUGAUUGUAUGAAUUUGUUAAUGUGUUUCUAUGUUGUAAUUUUUAGUAAAGCACUUCAAUGCUUUUGCACAGAAAUUUACAACACUGAUGCGUGAUUGAUUUGCUCCUUCAGUAAAAAGAAAAAAAUACUU